AUGGCGAGCUACAACGCCGCUCCUGAGCUCUCGCAGGCCAAGCUGGCUUCUAUCUCUUAUCUUGACUCUUGUAUACCGCCUGAAGGAGCUACUCUAUCUCCGAGUCGCGUACCGGAGUUAGAUCACGAGCUUUUGGUACUGGAAGAACAGAUCUUGCUGGCGAGGAGAAGGCGCAACGCGCACGUCUCGGGAUUGUACAAACUUCCGCCUGAAGUACUCGCAAUUAUCUGCAUCAACCUAAAGCACGUGUGGUUAGACGACUUUGGGCCACGCCUCUUAGAGGACGAAGAUGAGCCUGACGUCGAUCCGGUGUACGUGCUCGGCUGGCUCAAUAUCACACAUGUUUGUAACAGACUCAGAGAGGUCGCUCUUCAAUUGCCGUCCCUCUGGUGUGACGUUGAAUGUCACCGCUAUCCUUCAGGCUUCAGGACAGCGUUCGAGUCACGCUCGGGCGAUCUGCCGUUGAGAUAUUCAUUUGAUUAUGACGAACUUGAACUUGGCCAAGAGUUCGACCAAUUUGAGAGUCGUGGGCACUGGACGCGGCAAUGGCUUACGCCCACCGCAUGCAACCGACUUCAUUGCCUCGAGAUAAUCAGCCACCCCUUCUUCAACCUUGGGGACAUAGCCGCAAAUUUUCCCGUCUUACCCUUCGUGACUGAUUGCACGUUGGUCUCCGAGUGCCUUGAGGACCCUGUGUACUUUGACCACGAGGAAGUCGACCUCCCUUUCGCAUCUCCGGAGCAACUAUCUCGCCUCGUCUUACGUGGAGUGUUUCCCUCGCCUUCGAACCUAGUCUUUUCAUCAUCCAUUACCCAUCUUACAUUGGAAGCAAGACAGAAGCCGCAUAUCCCGACUAUUGAGAAACUACUUGACAUGCUGUCGCCAUUGUUGCAGCUUCAAUAUCUACGCCUCGAUCGCGUUCCAACCGAACCUGCCCAGCUGGCGACCACGACCCACCUCCCGCUCCCGAAAGCCUUUCGCCGGCUGGAAUACCUUGGAUGGAUGGUCCCCUUCAUUGACCUCUUAUCCCGUAUUGUGCUUCCCCCUAGCUGUACAAUCAACUUCAAAGAAGACGACCUGUAUCGACGCCCUGAAGGAGCAGGAAAAGGUGCCGCUGACUUUGCGCGCCUCGUACAUACCGUACGCGCGGCUGUGGCCGUUCCCGAUGACACACCAUGGACCGCUUUGCUUGACUCUUCCGCAGUAAACAUUAUAUUCGGAGAGGACCGAUCGCCUCGACAAUACAGUUCACCGGCAGACAUGCCGUCUGCUGCCCGCUCGAGCUCUGGCGACAUCCUCACCUCCCUUGCGUAUUCUCACAGUCUUCCGCGCACGCACGGACAUAUCGCCAGUAUCUUAGACGAGCUACCACUAGCUCAUCUCACUUCGCUUGGCAUUGGCUGGGUAGACGACUGCCCAGAUCAUGACACUCCUGAAUGCCACCUCGAUGUAGUAUUUGAAAAGGUCCGAGCCACGGCGCCCAAUAUCCGGCAUCUGGGACUACAAUCGAUGCCGCAUGCAUUGGACGUUCUCAAGGAGCUCGCCAAAACGCAUGUGCUAGACGAUUCCUCCACCAUCCCUUCCACCUUCCCUUCCCUACAAGCCAUCACCUUUGGCGUCGACACGUACGUUUCGGAAGAGGACAUUGCGUUGGUGCAAGAAGCGCUAACUGCUGUCGUGGACACUUACAAGCUCUGCCAGCGCCCGCUGCACGAGCUGCGUAUACAACGGCAGUUUCGGUCGCUCUGUCCAUGGGAGGCCGCGAUUGGAACGAGCGUUGUGUUUGUUUAA
This is a messenger RNA of Peniophora sp. CBMAI 1063, 1791 nucleotides long. The record is from the annotation of a GenBank genome assembly. NCBI's taxonomy places the organism in Eukaryota, Fungi, Basidiomycota, Agaricomycetes, Russulales, Peniophoraceae.